Talaromyces proteolyticus is the source of this 1920-nucleotide messenger RNA. RefSeq names its product putative glucosyltransferase. The record is from RefSeq and is a predicted model, not a curated record. NCBI's taxonomy places the organism in Eukaryota, Fungi, Ascomycota, Eurotiomycetes, Eurotiales, Trichocomaceae. Gene Ontology annotation, cellular component: endoplasmic reticulum. The coding region runs from base 1 to 1920 and encodes 639 amino acids. Gene Ontology annotation, molecular function: dolichyl pyrophosphate Glc2Man9GlcNAc2 alpha-1,2-glucosyltransferase activity. The transcript has 2 exons. Gene Ontology annotation, biological process: dolichol-linked oligosaccharide biosynthetic process; protein N-linked glycosylation.
AUGAACUCUCCACAGCCCAAGACCGGCCUCACAUUGGCCGGUCGUUAUCUGGUCCCUUUUGUUUUGCUUUCGCUCCUUGUAUGGCGGAACCAGGUCAAUCAUUUCGUGCAGGAGCCAUACCUCGAUGAAGUUUUCCAUGUUGGUCAGGCACAGGCAUACUGGGCAAACAAUUGGAGCCAUUGGGACCCCAAAAUCACCACUCCUCCCGGCUUAUACGUGUGGUCAUAUGUGCUUUGCGCUGGUAUUCUUUUGCUCCGAGGAUCCCCGAAAGAUGUUGGCGUCAAUGAACUGCGUGCUACGAACCUCGCUGCCACCGCGUUGUUUCUUCCAUGGCGGCUCCAAACUUUAUUAGAUCUGUUGCGAAAGGAGCCGAACACCCGGCCGUCAGGUGCUUGGAUCAACCACACUGUUUUGAAUAUUUGUCUAUUUCCGCCGCUAUUUUUCUUUUCCGGCCUAUACUAUACCGAUGUGCUUGCGUUGCUAGUCGUGGUCGAAGCCUAUAUUUGGGAUAUCAAGAGAUCAGAUGUCAAUGGCCCGAAUAAGACAACGGUUGGGGCUCUGCGCGCUCAAAUCUCGUUCCAAAACCUAGUAUUUCUCGUGCUAGGGCUGGUUGCUCUUAUUUUUAGACAGACAAACAUAUUCUGGGUUUCUGUAUUUAUGGGUGGCUUACAAGUCGUCCGAACCAUUCGCCAGAAUACGAAACCUUGUGCAGCAACCAAAAUCCCCUUCGAACUUUUAUCAAAGGGCUUCCAGGGCGAGCUCUAUGACCCCCUUGUGGAGGAAGCGAGUUUUAUUGAUUAUCUCAAGACUGGCAUAUCUCUCGCAUGCGCUACUGUAAGCCAGCUCCCUCUUAUUCUCGCAUCUAUUACAUCGCAUCUCCUUGUAUUAGCAGCUUUCGGUGGCUUUAUACUUUGGAAUGGCAGCGUCGUCCUAGGACACAAAGAAUUUCAUAGCGCGGGUAUCCAUAUCCCUCAAAUGCUAUAUAUAUGGCCAUACUUUAUCUUCUUCUCAUGGCCUCUGAUUAUAAUCGGCAUCACCAAUAUAACAGUGCCUAGGAGGUAUCUUCCAAAAUUCUUCGAUUAUCGAUUUAGCAAUACCAACAGACUCCCUGGGAUUUUGACAGCCUUGGGAGUUAUUCCGUUGAUGCUGCUAGCGAUACAUUUUAAUACCAUUGUUCAUCCAUUCACUUUGGCCGACAAUAGGCACUACGUCUUUUACGUCUUCCGACUUCUGACAAGAUACCAUCCCGCCGUGAAAUAUGCCGUGGCACCUGUUUAUUUCCUCUGUGCAUGGGCUGUUUUUACUGCAAUUGGCUUUUAUUCUCCUCCUGGUCCAAAGGGGUUAUCUAUUGCGCCUACGCUUCUUGACUCUGCGAAUACCCAAACGAAACAAGGAUUCCCAAGCCAACAGAAAAAGCCAGAAACCAAGAAACAGCAAAAAAAGCAAUCCUCAAAGAAGAAAACCUCCAGCAACUCAAACAAGACCACAACUACGGGACCCCAAAAUACUCAAGUUGUCACUCCAGAAAUCAUGGCCAGGAUUCAAGCCCACGUCCUUCAACGCCAGCAACAACGUGAUCAGCAACAAAUACGCGUCAGCUUCGUGCUCAUCUGGCUUGUUGCCACCGGCCUCUCUCUCAUUACCGCGCCGCUAGUGGAACCCAGGUAUUUUAUUAUUCCAUGGGUAAUGUGGAGAUUGCAUCUGCCUCGUCAACCGACUCCGGAAGUGGUUCGACAACAGCAGAAGGAAGGGAAUCACAAUGCAUUGGACUUGUUCAAGGCGCAGAUUGCCACUGAGUUGCCGCAUAUUAUGGAAACCGUUUGGUUUUUGCUGGUCAAUGCCAUUACCGGAUACGUGUUCUUGUAUAAGGGGUUUGAAUGGCCGCAGGAACCUGGGAAGAUACAAAGAUUUAUGUGGUGA